AUGACCCACACAGGACGCAUCCGAGUCCAAGGCUGCGAUUUCAAAGAUAAUGAGAAGGAAAAUGUCUUUAUCCUCUUCCUACCACUGUACUUACGCUCACCCAUAUCACUCACAGCAAACAACAGGUACUUGGUUAUGAUGGGAAACUAUCAAGCUUUUGCGCUUGAUUGGGCUAACCGAUCCUCGCUGGAGUACGGUGUACGGCAAGGGGAUCCGCUGAAACCAGAUGUGACGAUUCGAAAGUACAUUUUUGAGGCGGCUUAUGCUGAGACCAAGUCGUCUAAGGACAAGCGAAGCCUACAUUUAUUUCUCGAAGACCAAUGGAGCCUAAUGAGGUUUGCCAAGGAUACGAUUGACGAGAACCUACGUAAUGAACGGGUUGUGAUGGAGAUCCCUUGUCUGCAAGUGUUUGGUCAUGAUUUGAGUGGUCGUGGACAUGUUCAGCCCGUUGGCAUUGCCAAAGACCCCAGGAAGGCAUAA
Lobosporangium transversale is the source of this 480-nucleotide messenger RNA. RefSeq lists its product as hypothetical. The record is from RefSeq and is a predicted model, not a curated record. The coding region runs from base 1 to 480 and encodes 159 amino acids. NCBI's taxonomy places the organism in Eukaryota, Fungi, Mortierellomycota, Mortierellomycetes, Mortierellales, Mortierellaceae. The transcript has 3 exons.